CCAGGCUCUCGAGGCUGCACCUUCUGGGGAGUCGGAAGGAAGUCCGCAAGUGUUUUUGCCAGUACAGGAUCCAGCGAUGGAGCGGUACUAUGACCAGCUUGCUUCUAGUGAUGAGUGUAGUAGCUAUACGGCAGCUCCUCCUAGUGUGGAUGAG
Molecule: messenger RNA, 154 nt
Organism: Perkinsus marinus ATCC 50983
Lineage: Eukaryota; Perkinsozoa; Perkinsida; Perkinsidae
Exons: 1
Source: RefSeq, a predicted model, not a curated record